Molecule: messenger RNA, 4496 nt
Organism: Dipodomys ordii (Ord's kangaroo rat)
Lineage: Eukaryota; Metazoa; Chordata; Mammalia; Rodentia; Heteromyidae
Gene: Il1rap
Product: interleukin 1 receptor accessory protein
Exons: 9
Coding region: 28-1647 (539 amino acids)
Biological process (GO): signal transduction
Molecular function (GO): interleukin-1 receptor binding; interleukin-1 receptor activity
Source: RefSeq, a predicted model, not a curated record
CGCUGCGAUGACUGGGGACUAGACACCAUGAGGCAAAUCCAAGUAUUUGAAGAUGAGCCCGCUCGCAUUAAGUGUCCCCUCUUUGAACACUUCUUGAAGUUUAACUACAGCACUGCCCACUCUGCUGGGCUUACUCUGAUCUGGUAUUGGACUAGACAAGACAGAGAUUUGGAGGAACCCAUUAACUUCCGCCUCCCUGAGAACCGCAUCAGUAAGGAGAAAGACGUGCUCUGGUUCCGGCCCACACUUCUCAACGACACUGGCAACUAUACCUGCAUGCUAAGGAAUACCACAUAUUGCAGCAAAGUUGCAUUUCCCCUGGAAGUUGUUCAGAAAGACAGUUGUUACAAGUCCCCCAUGAAACUCCCAGUACAGCGGCUCUAUCUAGAAAACGGCAUUCAGAAGAUUUCUUGUCCAAAUGUUGAUGGAUAUUUUCCUCCCAGUAUCAAGCCAGCCUUCACUUGGUAUAAGGACUGCACAAAAAUUGAGAAUUUUCAUAAUGUGAUCACUGAAGGUAUAAACUUGAGCUUUCUCAUCCCCUUCAUUUCAAACAAUGGGAAUUACACAUGUGUUGUUACUUAUCCAGAAAAUGGACGCAUCUUUCAUCUUACUCGGACUCUGAUUGUAAAGGUGGUAGGCUCUCCAAAAGAUGCAGUGCCUCCUCAGAUCUAUUCGCCCAAUGAUCGUGUGGUAUAUGAGAAAGAACCAGGAGAGGAGCUGUUGAUCCCCUGUCAAGUCUAUUUUAGUUUUAUAAAGGACUCCCACAAUGAGAUUUGGUGGACCAUCGAUGGGAAAAAGCCUGAUGACGUCACUAUUGACAUAACCAUCAAUGAAAGUGUAAGUUAUUCUAAAACAGAAGAUGAAACAAGAACUCAGAUUUUGAGCAUCAAGAAAGUUACUCUUGAGGAUCUCAAGCGCAACUAUGUCUGUCACGCAAGAAAUGCCAAAGGAGAAGUUGACAGAGCAGCCAAGGUGAAGCAGAAAGUGGUGCCUCCAAGAUACACAGUUGAACUGGCAUGUGGUUUUGGAGCCACUGUCCUGCUAGUGGUGGUUCUCAUUGUUGUUUACCAUGUUUACUGGCUGGAAAUGGUCCUCUUCUACCGGGCUCACUUUGGAACAGAUGAAACCAUUCUAGAUGGGAAGGAAUAUGAUAUUUAUGUAUCCUAUGCAAGGAAUGCUGAAGAAGAGGAAUUUGUGUUACUGACCCUCCGAGGAGUUUUGGAGAAUGAAUUUGGUUACAAGCUGUGUAUCUUUGAUCGGGACAGUCUGCCUGGGGGAAUUGUCACAGAUGAGACCUUGAGCUUCAUUCAGAAAAGCAGACGCCUCCUGGUUGUCCUAAGUCCCAACUACGUGCUCCAGGGAACCCAAGCCCUCCUGGAGCUCAAGGCUGGCCUAGAAAAUAUGGCCUCUCGGGGUAACAUCAACGUCAUUUUAGUGCAGUACAAAGCUGUGAAGGACACCAAGGUGAAAGAGCUGAAGAGGGCUAAGGCGGUGCUCACGGUCAUUAAGUGGAAAGGGGAGAAAUCCAAGUAUCCCCAGGGCAGGUUCUGGAAGCAGCUUCAGGUGGCCAUGCCAGUGAAGAAUAGCUCAAGAUGGUCUGGCAGUGACAAGCAGGGGCUCUCCUAUUCUUCCUUGAAAAACGUAUGAAAAGGGAGCCCAAAGGAGUAUAAAGAGCCAAGAGUACUCUUGAGAAAUAAAAGUCCCACUUCUUUCACUCCCGAUGUAGGGUUUGAUUGGCAGAACCAAGUUCUGUCAAAGCCUUCUUAUUAGGGACAACUUCAAGGUGACUUUGGGGUCAGCUCUUCUGCGUCUGGGGCCACACCAAGGUUUAGAGUGAGACAGUCACAGUCUGUCACCAGUCUCUGAUGUCACUAUGGUCUUUUCGGGCAAUGGCAUAAUUUUCUUCUUCUUUAUCCUCCAUCCCUGAUCCAGUCUCUUUCCAUUGCUUUGUGAAACUCUAAUAUUACAGAUUGUCCACAGAUUUAACAACCCCUUUGAGGUAUGUUGCUUGUUGACAAGGAUAUUAUUUUUGUGAGAAAAGUUUUCUUUUUUUCCCCACUUCUUUGUUCAUCCACUAGAAAGAUAUUCAUAGCCUAAAUUUAUUUUAGCUGGGGCUAAUGAACUCAAUACAUCUCCACAGCAAGACAGACAGACAUCCAACUGGGAUGACACAAUGCAGUCUAAGUACAGCUGUUUCUUACAAUUCUUUCAGCCUGUCUAAAAGGCAAGAUGUAUUUUUUCAAGUGUCCCACUUGCUUUCAUCUCACGUAACUGAUAUUGCAUUUAUAAACUUGAAAAAAAAACACUUUGUCAUCACUUCUAUUUUAUUAUUGUAAAUUUUUGGUUCUCUUUAUAGAUUGAUACACUUAUCACCCAUCGGUUCCAUAUUUUAUUCACUCCAUUGAUAACAGGAAAUGUGAUCAUUCAGAGUUUGACAAAAAAAUCUGAUUAUACAGAUGAUGCCAAACUUGGUUUAUACUAAAAGAAAUGUAAUGAGUUUAAUGGAGAGAGGGAAAACGUUUUUAGGCCAGUUUUUCCCCCUAAGGCUUAAACUGAGGACCUAGGCAAUGUUCUUAACUUUUAUUGUUCAUGGCUGGUGCUCAACUGCUCAAAACAUUUCUGACUUUUAGCUUGUUAAUUGGUGAUAGAAGUUGCACAGAGCUUGUCCAAGCUGGCUUUGAACCAUGAUUCUCAGAUCUCAGCCUCCUGCGUAGCUAUGAUUACAAGAGUGAGUCACCAGUGCCUGGCCUUUAGGGCAUUUUUGACUUCUGAGAAGAGCACACACAUAUCUGGCAAACUGUCUUUUAAUACCAACCUUGCUAAUGUGAAAUAUGGGAAAGUGAUUUCUCUUGACUCAUUGGUGUCUCUUCAUUGUACAAUGUGGAGAAGAGAUCGGGUGAUCUUACCAGUUGCUGUGAUUGCAGUUGCUGUGAUCAUUAAUGUUCUCAAAGAAUCGUACUUCCUGUAAUAUGCCCAAUAGGACAGAUACUAUCUUGCUUCAGAUCAGUUUAUCUAAAUAGUACCUGUCAAUUAAAUUUGAUUUAAAAUAAAAUAUUACUGUUCUUCACACUUGGGAACUUGAAAACUAAGUGUAACAUUUACAGAGUGGUGAAUAUCUAUGUUACAUAUAGAAAAAUAUAUAUAAUCUGUAUGUGUAGAUAUUUAUAUCCAUAUCACAUGGAUUGCUUGUGGGUGGGGGGUAAUGAGAUUAUACAUGGGCACACACAUAUCUUUAAUUGCCAUUGGUACUCUAUUAGAAACAACAGAACUCUUGUCCAAGUUUUAUGUUAUGUUUAUUCUGUAAUGCUUUUGUGUUGGUGUUUUAAUUCCAUUAAUGUUUUUUGUGAAUUCAUGGUCAGUGGUUAUCAUUUGUUCUUUUUCUAGAUUAAUAGAAAUAGCCUACUACUGUACGGUUGAUCUAGGCUUCAAUGGAGACUAUUGUGCACAGAGGGUCCAUAGCCAUAGCUAAACAAGAGCCAUGCACAUGGUAUUGAUUGAUUUCCUACUCUAUUCUCAGCAGGCACAUUUAGAAACUAAACUAUGUUAAUUUCAUGGCUCAGCCAGGUGGAUUGUUGAGUAAUAAAUGGAAAUAAAUAUACCUAUAAAUUAGCCGGAGUCUCCUACGAAACAUGAUAAUUUAUCAUUUUAAGAAGACUUUAUCCCUGUAAUAUGAGUAUUAAUAAGUAAUUCUAAAAUUAUCUCCUAUAUUUGUGCCUUUCAUCAGGAUAAGAGUAAUAAAUAAUUUCUCUAAUACUUAUCGAUUAUGUUAAAUUGAAAGAAAAAAUAUUCACUUGUGAAUUCUUGAUUAUAAAACUAUCAUGUAGAAAAGCCUUAUUAAUGCUGUUUAUUAUUAAACUUUCACUUACCAGACCAAGGAAAAGUUGAGUCCAGAUAAGCUUUGAAUACCAAUUCUUGCCUGAACUUUUCACAGCAAGGCGUAAUCUCCUCACCAAGGGGCUGCUCUCUUAUUAUGUUGCAUUCUUCACAUGCUGUUGGGUAUCCCCAAGAAAUUCCUUGAUUGUUUGCCUGUUCAUAUUCUUAUCUUUGAUACUGAGUUUUUCUAAAUUCAAUCAUACAAAACAUAUCAAAUACAAGUAGUUUAUAUCAUACAUUAGAGAUCUGAGGCUCAAGACAUUUUUUUAUGUUCCAGAAAAUUCUCAAUGCAGACUCUCUGUGGGAUAUAAGGACACAUAUACUUAAUUUAGAAGUCAAGAACAUAUGUCUCUUAUUAAAGACAAUGGCUUAAUGGUUUUAGAUCCAUAGGACCUUCUGUGCCCAGGUUAACAAAAACAAGCUAUAUAGAAUGUCUAACUACACAAUUACAUACAUUUUAUUUAGUUUUUCUUUGUAUUGUAACUUAGAUAAUUCCCUAGUAUUCUAAUUUAUAAAGCACUCCAUUGUAAUAGGAAAUACAAAUGUAACUGUUAAUUAUCCAUUUGUUUUACAUGCAUUUUAAUAUUUUGAGAUAUCUUUAAUUUUAUUCAUGAAAUUUUGUA